AUGCAUCCAAAGGGUCAACUGUUAGCCGUUCGGCUUGCGGCUGUGGCAGGAGUAGUUGCUUUGCCAAGCAGGACUCAACAAUCCGCCCUACACCGUCCCAUUCUGAACGUGGAGCUCGGGCCGCGCCCCGAGUUCCUUGUCAACGACAUGGAUGAAGGGUGGCUCAAGGAUCGCCUGUCCUCUUGUCUAGAGAUGGAGAUGCAGCCUACCAAGUUCUCAAUCGGGCACCGAGGUGGAGGUUGCUUGCAGUUGCCUGAGGAGACGCUUGAGUCCAUUGUGGCUGGCACGCGCAUGGGCGCCGGAAUACAGGAGUGCGAUGUCGCCUUUACUAGCGAUUUGGAACUGGUCUGUCGGCACGACCAGUGUGACCUGCACACUACAACGAACAUUGUUGCCACCGAGCUGAAUGCUAAGUGUACGCAGCCGUUCACGCCAGCAGGCAAUGGAACCGCCGCCACGGCCAAGUGUUGCACCAGUGACAUCACGUUGGCCGAGUUCAAGUCCCUUUGCAGCAAAAUGGACGGCUUCAACGCGUCGGCUACCACGCCAGAAGAUUUCCUCGACGGUACAGCAGCAUGGAGAACUGACCUAUACUCGACAUGUGGUACCGUGCUUUCACACAAGGAUUUCAUCGGUCUUGUGGACCAACUCGGCCUGGACUUUACCCCUGAGCUCAAGACACCCCCUGCAGCUGUGCCGAUGCCGUUCAAUGGGUGGUUCACCCAGGAGAAAUUUGCUCAGAAACUGGUGGACGAGUAUCGUGAGGCAAAUAUCGACUUCAAACGCGUCUGGCCACAGAGUUUCCUGUUCGCUGAUGUUGCGUACUGGAUCAAGAACGAGCCAGAAUUCAGCAAGCAAGCACUACUCCUCGACGAAAGUGGCGAUACCCCUGCAACCUUUCCCGGCGCCAUUGCCAACUUGUCGUUCUACAAGGACUCAGGGGUCAGGAACGUUGCGCCCCCCUUGCCAUACCUGGUCACGCUGGAUGACAACAACGAGAUCAUCCCAAGCGCAUAUGCGAUAGAGGCAAAACGACUGGGCCUGGACAUAGUCACUUGGUCUCUAGAGCGGUCUGGGCCACUAGCCAAAGUUGGAAACGGCCCGGAUUACUACUACUCAACCAUAUACAAUAGCACCAAGAAUGAUGGGGAUAUAUACAACCUAGUGGAUGUUCUAGCCAGGGAAGUUGGUGUUAGGGGCAUAUUCUCGGAUUGGUCAAGCACGGUUACGCUAUAUGCAAAUUGUUUCGGUAUUUUCCCCUGA
Molecule: messenger RNA, 1263 nt
Organism: Neoarthrinium moseri
Lineage: Eukaryota; Fungi; Ascomycota; Sordariomycetes; Amphisphaeriales; Apiosporaceae
Exons: 1
Coding region: 1-1263 (420 amino acids)
Biological process (GO): lipid metabolic process
Molecular function (GO): glycerophosphodiester phosphodiesterase activity
Source: RefSeq, a predicted model, not a curated record